AUGGCUCCGAAAAGCUCCAGACGGUACGCCAGGAACCCCCAGCCGUUCAAGGCUGGCAUUGACGGGCGACAGAAGCGCAUCCACGCGUCAGACCCCUCUGCGCGCUGGCCAAAGUUUGCUUUGAGCCCGUACGCUACCGAGGGCUGCCCCUUCUACACAAAGGGCGAGAGCAAGGGCGCACUGCAUGUUCAGCGGCCCGGAGGGCAGUGCCUCUUCUGCGACUUGGAGAGGCUCGACGAGUGCGUCCAUGACGGCCGUGGCCGGACGGCAAUCAGGCAGGCGUUGCAGGUCUUCUUGAAGAAUGAUGAGGACAUCUUCGAGGAGGCUCUGGCCCGCAUCGGAGAGGUCAUUCCGGAUUUUGCGGACUUGGAGGAAGGCGCGCGACGGCUGGUGGCGGCCGGCGACUGGUCGAGGAUUCUGGCACAUCGGAGACGCCUGCGCGCGGAGCCCGUGGCGGAGGAAGACGCCGUCUAUCGCCAUCGCGUGGACACGGAUCGCCAGCGCGUGCGCAAGAAGUUUUUUCCGUCCAAGGCCUUGGUCUUUCUGAAAGAGUUGAACGCGAAGAUUGAUGACAAGGCCUUUAACGACAGUGGCCUCCCAGCGGCUCACGUGACGUCCACUGCUGCGGCGAUCGAACGAUG
Molecule: messenger RNA, 641 nt
Organism: Symbiodinium pilosum
Lineage: Eukaryota; Dinophyceae; Suessiales; Symbiodiniaceae
Source: the annotation of a GenBank genome assembly